Messenger RNA from Amoebophrya sp. A25, 913 nucleotides. The record is from the annotation of a GenBank genome assembly. Lineage: Eukaryota; Dinophyceae; Syndiniales; Amoebophryaceae.
GUGCGGAAUGUCCAAGGAAAAAGAGUUAAAGCGGACGACGCGGUGUCGCUGCUUCGCUGUUCUUGGCGUCGAUAUUCUGGUUGAUUCCAAGCUAAAACCCUGGCUGUUGGAAAUCAAUCAUCUGCCAAGCUUCGCGACUGAAUCAGAUCUCGACUACAGCAUAAAAAGCCGUACUUGAGGAUGUUCUUCUGUUUUUAUUUUUCACACGGUUGAUUAUAACAUGAAAAGAUGUCUGAUCAGAUAGUACGACGUCUGUGAUCAUGCAAAGACACAAAGAACUGAAACUUCUUGAUCAUGAGGUUGUUGAGUACUCGUGUGAACCGACUGAACCUGAAUUCACAACAGAGCUUUAUCAUUCGCGGUGUAUUAUUAUAAUGAAUAGCGCGAAUUAAUUUCAAUUUUUCCACCCAUUUCCAGGUUUGAUAUCGCAGACGCUUGAUUUGAUUCCGAUAGUGCCGAUGGCGCAGGGCAAAAAACUUUUUGGGACCGAGGAUUUCGAUGGUCUAUGGGCAGACCGCAAGCGGCAAGGCGAUGAAAGAUUGAACGAGUUUGAAAAAAUCUAUCCAAUAGCCGAACAUUAAGGCAACCAAAACCAAUUAUAGUAGAGUAUCCUAACCUCACUCCAACUCCAAGCCCAACUCCAAGAAUAUCCUUGACUGUUUUCCUGUAAGUAAGUAAGUAAAAGUAAGUAAGUAAGUAAGUAAGUACUUGACAAGAAGGCUAGCUUUCCGAGGAGGUAGCUUUAAGAACAGUUCGAUCCUAGCGCAGAAUCUCCCGUUCGUCCCUGUUGCCCGUCAACACUUCUCGGAGGUGCUUCUCCUGCUCCAGUGGUCUUCAGUAGCCCUGCCAACGGUGGCCUUCAGCGUGAAGAAGCUCAAGCAGAAUCAUCCAUACCACUGAUGAAGUCGAAUGA